Maniola jurtina (meadow brown) is the source of this 476-nucleotide messenger RNA. RefSeq lists its product as uncharacterized. Gene Ontology annotation, molecular function: protein binding. Bases 136 to 465 code for a protein of 109 amino acids. The transcript has 3 exons. The record is from RefSeq and is a predicted model, not a curated record. Lineage: Eukaryota; Metazoa; Arthropoda; Insecta; Lepidoptera; Nymphalidae.
UCGCAUGCUAGGGAAUGGUUCUUUGUUAUUACCUACUCAACUUUAAGAAUAAUAUAACAAGAAAUCUACAGUUAUGUAUUAUUUUAAUGCAAACUGAAAAGCUAUUUAUUUUUAUAGAAAUUUUAUUUGCAUAGAAUGAUCGACUCAAUAUUUAUACGUUGCAUGAUUUGUUUGUUACUGAAGCUGAAAAUUUGUCGUGCACACAUUGACGGAGCUAAGCUAGAAGAAGAAUGCAAAAUAGCGGACAUCUGUCGACACGAUCAAGUGCCAGUCUGCGGAAUCGAUUCGUGCGGCGAGAUGAGGACGUUCAUAGACACGUGUGACAUGCACGAGUUCAACUGUGAUAGCAAAAAAGAUUUCGUUCAAAAGCCCGUGUACGAGUGUUGGGUGACGUGUAAACGCGGCCGAAGUUUCAAGAAGAGCGCCUACGGAGCGGAAUGCGACAGCAAGAAUAUGAUUAAAUAGCUUGACCUAUU